This is a messenger RNA of Micromonas commoda, 3645 nucleotides long. RefSeq lists its product with no specific name. The transcript has a single exon. Gene Ontology annotation, biological process: DNA repair; mitotic sister chromatid cohesion. The record is from RefSeq and is a predicted model, not a curated record. The coding region runs from base 1 to 3645 and encodes 1214 amino acids. NCBI's taxonomy places the organism in Eukaryota, Viridiplantae, Chlorophyta, Mamiellophyceae, Mamiellales, Mamiellaceae. Gene Ontology annotation, cellular component: nucleus; chromatin.
AUGGACGCGUCCGGGCCCGCGCGGGUGCAUCCAACCACCGCCGACGGCGAACUCGCGCAAUCGCAAUCGCACCGAAAACCCGAGUCGCUCGGGGGCGCGCGCGGCGACGAUGCCGGUAACUCGCCUCGGGACGCCUCGUCGGAGCCGGAAGACCCGGUCGAGCGAUUCGCGGUGAUGAGGGCGCUCGAGACGCUGAGGGACGAGCACGCGGAACCCCACGAGCGGACGUCGGCGUGCGAGCGCCUCCGAGACUUUGCCCGCGCAACCCCGACGGUCCUCGCCGGACGUCGUCGACAGAUUCGAGGACUUCUCGGCACGUGCCUCCCGAUCCUCGCGCGGGUGUUUCACCCGUUCCCGAGGGCGGCGAGCGACGGCCCGCCGAGGGACGACGCCGACGUUCGAGCCGCCGCGCUCCGGGCGUACAUCGCGGCGGCGUACGGGCAACGGGAGACGGACGACGACGACGACGACGCACAGCUGGCGGCUGAUUGGCGGAAAAACGUAAGCGCCGUCGAGGCGUUGGCGGCGACGGCGACGUCCUCCCGCGCCGCCGUCGCCCCGCGCGUGUCCGCGCUGGACGUCAUCGGGCGAUGCGCCGGGGAGGUCCGCGGGAUCUUCGCCGACCGAGCGCGACAGACCGUGGGCGGCGACUCGUACUCGCGUGGCGGCGUCGACGUCGAUUCUUUCGACGAAAGAUUCGACGAAAGAUUCCGCGCGACGGUCGAGGCUGUCGUCCGUGCGGCCACGUCGACGCCGAACGAGCACACCGACGAGGAAUGGGCCGCGGUGAUGGAGUGCGCGUGCCGACUCUGUCCCCACUACCACCCGCCCCGGGACGGGAGUAGCACGUUGGGCGCCGAGUUGGUCCGUUCGCUCGGGUCGGCGAACGAUCGCGUCGCGGGAUCCGCGGCGAGAAUCGCCGGUAAGCUCGCGUGGCCCGACGUCAUCGAUGAGCGACGCAGCGACGUCGUCGACGCGCUCGUCGCGCUCACCGCGUCCGAGGGCCGCGCGGCGUGGGUGCGUCACGCCGCGGCGCUCGCCGUGGGCCGCGUGGGCGCCGCGCGGGAUGGAUGGCGGAGAUCGGCGGGAUCGACGGCGCCCUCGACGGCGCCCUCGACGGUACCCUCGACGGCACCCUCGACGGCACCCUCGACAGCACCCGUCGCGAACGAAACUUCGAACGCCGGCGAAGACCCCCCGAGGUCGCCCGACGACGCCGCAUUCGUCGACGCGGCGGCUCGCGUGGAUUCGCUCGUCGUCGAUUCCGCGCGGGAUCGAGCCCCCGACCUUCACGUUCCCUCCAUCGGGAACGCACCGCACCACCACGGACCGCACCACCAGCAGCAGCGACGGACCCCACGCGACGCGCUCGCGGCGGCGCUGACGGACCCGUGCGGCUUUGUUCGCGUCGCCGCGACGCACAGCUGUGCGCGCGCGAGUAAAGCCGAUUGCGUCGGCGCGAUGCAUCUUUUGCUGCCGAACCUGAGAGCCCGCGACGCGUACCUGCGGGAGGCGACGUGCAGGGCGCUGACGGCGCUGUGGACGGAGGAACACGUACCUGCGAUGGGUGCCAUCCCCGCGGGAGAGGGCGCCGCGGCGGGGGCGGAGACGGCGGCGGAGGGGGAUGUCAAGACGGAUGUCAAAGCAGAGGUCAAAGCGGAGGUCAAAGCGGAGGUCAAAGCGGAGGUCAAAGCGGAGGUCAAAGCGGAGGUCAAAGCGGAGGUCAAAGCGGAGGCUGAAGCGGCGGAGGCGAAAACGGAGGCGCCUCCUUCCGAUGGCUUGCCCCACCCACCCGCGUUGAAGACGAAGACCCCCGGGGAACUCGCGCGGCUCAAGCUGAUGGCGGCCACCGCGGCCAACGUGGCGCCGCUCCUCGACGACGCCGACGGCGGAGUCCGUGAAGCCGCCGCCGAGUGCAUGGGCCACCUGAAGGAAUCCGCCACGGCGCACCUCGACGCGUUGCGCGCUCUGAUGAAGGACGACCGCGAGGAGGCGGUGCGGGACGCGGCGGUGGACGCGAUGACGCGACUCGGGUUUUAUAACCCGCUGACUGGGAGCGUGAAGCAGCGGGGUUUCUACAGGACGUGGCGGCCGAGGAGGGACGGCGAAGGAAGCGGCGGGAGGCGGCCGGCUUCUUCGUUGUCGAGGACUCGAGCGUGCGAGGUUGGCGCCACCGUCCGGGUGUGGUGGCCAGACGAUGCGCAGUUCUACGAAGCCCGGAUCAAGGCGUGGGACCGCGAGCGGGACGUGCACACGCUGCUGUACAUCCUCGACGGCGUCGAGGAGGAGCUGGAUCUGAAAAAGGAGAGGGUCGAGUUGCGAUACAAGCCGCACAAGCGCGGCGCCAAGGAGUCCUGGCUGCCCAUACGGGAGAAGAAGGAGAAGAAGGAGAAGAAGCCCAAGAAGGAGCCGCGGGAGAGGAAACCACGGGCGCCCAGGCCGCCGAAGGACCCACGCGAGAAGGGGGUCAAGCGCGCGGAGGUGACGGUGGAGAAGGUUGGUAAGGGUCGCGCGGUGCCCGUCGGCGCGCGGGUUCGCGUGUUUUGGCCUUUGGACGACGCGUGGUACGGCGGCGAAAUCGUCGGACACAACGAUAAGGAGUCGGUCAACAAGCAGGGCGAGCUCAAGGUGACCAAGCUCCACACCGUUCUCUACCACGACGGCGUCCGGGAGGACCUAAACUUCGACAAGGAAAAGGUCCAGUUGGUAUCCGUAGGCGCCGGCGACGGAAUCCCGCCGCUGGACGGCCAGCCGCCGCUUCGCGUCCCGAUCGUGGGCGGGAACCAGCCGGGGUGGAUCUUACCCAACGCGAGACGGGGCGCGGAGCGCGUCGCGGUGUGCGGCGAGGGCGGCGUCGUCGUUCGCGAGAUGUCCCUCUUGGACUUUCACGACGAGUACGUGGUAUCCGCAUCUGGAAACAAUUCCGGGGACACAAACAAAGAAUCCUCCGGAAACGUGGGACAGAAGCGAUGGCGGCGAACGCUGUCGUUCGACCCGGCGCGGUGUGGCGAGCGCCUCAGACGCCGGGGCGGGUGCGCCAAGGCUGUGAGCAUCGGUCGGUGGCUGGCGAAUCAGGGCGCGGCGUGGGGCGACGCCGUCGUGGGGCGUCCGGUGAAGGUGAGGCCGAGCGGGUGGUCGUACGGGGAGCGCGACUACGCGGAGGCGGAGCGGUCGGACGCUCCCACGCGUGGAACGGAGGUUUCCGGAUCGAACCCCGCCGAGGCUGCGUGCGUCGGGGAGAAACGGAAGGCGCCCGAGCCAGGCGCGAACGCGGACGAAAGCGCCGAACGUCGGACCCCCAUCCUCGGUAUCGACGGUGGACGUAAAAAGUCUUUGAAGGACAUAUACGAGGAGGAUCCUCGUUCAUCCUCCCAGCCGGAGAAGGACGAGGAGGCGGCGGCUGGGGAUGGCGAAACCGCCGCCGUCGAACCGGCGGACGACGACGGUCUGGGUGGUGACUCACCGGGUGGUGACUCACCGGGUGGUGACUCACCGGGCGACGAAACAGACGACGAGACGGAGUGGCGAUCCGCGUCCAUUGUCGGGUUCAACGCGCAGACCGGCGACCACCAGAUGUUGUACUCGGACGGAACGCGCGAGUGGCUGCCGCUCAUCUUGCACGAGACCAAGCCGGCGAGCGACUGA